CUACAAUCAGUCUGUGCAUGGACGUCGUUAUCGUCGUCUGACAAUUUUCGGGUUUGUUACAAAAGCUCCACGCCGCACACAAACACAGUUACGCGCGCCAACACACAUACAUGGCCACAUACUAAAUACCAAUCAACGGACACACGCGCGUCUUCGUAUGCUCGCACUAAAAUCGCUCUUCGCGGCUGCUCGUGUGCAGGUUAUAUGAAACAAGCUGCCGGCGUAUCAUAUACCGUGUGUGUGUGUGUGUGCGGGUUGUAUUCCUGCGGUUACAUUAAGUUCUAGCGUAUAUGCAUAAGUGUCGGCAAUAAGCAUGCGAAGCAUAACAAGAAAGCGAGCAGGCACAACAAGCUGAAGAAGAACUUGUAGAAUAAGUAGAAGCAGCUGUAACGGCGGCAGCAGUACAUUAGCAAUAUUAUCUCUCGUGAUUUGCACAACGCGCCCGCAAGACCCCGGCAUAUGCAUACGUAUGCGCCGCAUACGCCACUCGCCACCAACACACAGACGCAACGCCAGCGUCAGCGCCGGCGACUGCGUCGACAGCGCCCCAACGACAACGACUCCGACGAAGACGAAAAGGAAGUCUUCAGCUCCAUUCGGUUGUGCGCCGUCGUGCGGUACGGACGUCGAUUACGGUUUGCUAGUGGUGUUUUUGCAGAUACAAACACAAUAAACAAGAACAAUAAGUAAGCAAGAAAACUAGUAAAAAUUAUUAGCACGUCGCGCCAACUUUUGAUAUAUUGCGCUACUUAGCUUGCAUUAUUUUCAAAAUUUUUCAAAUUUCGCCUGGCGUUGACAUUAGAUUUUCCAAGUGAACCAACCGCGGACAGACGGCGAACAGCGAAAUGGGGUCGCAGGUACCCCAAAGCGGUGCGAGCGCCGCGAGGCGAACGCUGUGGAGUGCCUCGAUGAUCUUCAAGCUUGUGGCAGUGCUACUGAUAUUGCAUGCCACAUGUGGCACCUACCACACGGCAACGGCUAAGCAACUGAGCAAUGCCGAACUCAACAUCGACGACACCUUCUACAUUGAUCAAUUUGAGGAAGCACCGGCUGUCAAUUCCAAAUUGCUGCUGGUGCGCAACGAACGCGACCUUGACAAUGAGUCACUGCUAGAGGACGAACUGCAACCGAUUGCGGCCGAAGAAGAUGCCGACGCCGCCAGCAGUAGCUGGCUCGUGAAGGGCGUGAAACGUGUGCGUCGCGAACUGAGUCGUCUAUUUGGCAAAGCGGAAGACAAAUCCGCUGCCCAUCGUCAUCGAGCCAGCGAAGGCACAAAAAAUAAGCACGUCAAGCACCAUAAGGUGCACGGUGGCGAUGACAAAAAGCAUCAUAACAAACACCAGCUCCAUGGCAAACAUCGUGCACACCGUUUGCUGCAGCGACAACGGUCGGAGGGCAACGAACACGAAAAUUCGGAGCAACAGGGGAAGCAAAUGAAGAAACUGGCAAAGAAACACUCGAAACGGCAAAGCGAAUACGAUGGUCCUGGUUCUGGAGAUGGUGACGAAGACUUUGCAGAUUCGGAGCUAUGGCGUACGUAUUUUAUCAUUAGAGAACCGUGGAUCGAUGCUUAUGCCAAUCAAAGGAGUAACGAGUUUUUGGAUACAUACCGCCAGUUGGAGAUCGCUUUCCGCGAACUAUUCCAUGCCACGUACAACGAUGAAGAUUUUGAAAUAAAUCCAAAAUUGAAGUCCAUAAGCCGCAGCAAUGAUGACUACAAAGUUUACGUACUCGUUGAGCUGGCACUACCGAUAGGUAACACUGAUUUCAAAAAUGUCUUCGAAACGCAAAUUGCCAGUUUCCAUCGUCUGGGUAGCUUAGGCGUCGAGUCUGAUGAACACUUUUUAUUCAAGCGUGUUGCCGAAUUAGAAGACCCUGAGGGCGAGGCCAUUUAUUUCCCAGCAAAAGAGUAUGAUGGUGAAGGCGGUGACGAAUUUGCUUCUGCUUACGAAUGUGAACCAGAAAUCGGAUUUAGGUGUGCUGAUGGUUCGUCCAUUGCUUGUGAAAGUCUGUGUAACAAUCAGCUAGAUUGCUACAAUGGUGACGAUGAGGAUGAGGUGUUUUGCGAAGAGCGCCGGCAAGGUGAAAUUCGUCAGAAAGCUGAAGAAGUAGAGCAAAAGAGGCGUGAACAAGAGGAAGAAGCACGUCGCCAAGCUGAGGAAGAAGACAGAGCAAACAAAUUGGCUGAAAAAGAAGAAGAGGAGCGUCGCCUUGCUGAAGAGAGGCGUCAACAAGAAGAAGAAGAGCAACGGCAAGCUGAAGAGAAGCGUCAACAAGAAGAAGACAAGCAACGACAAGCUGAAGAGAAGCGUCAACAAGAAGAAGACGAGCAACGACAAGCUGAAGAAAAGCGUCAACAAGAAGAAGAUGAACGUCGUCGCGUACCAUAUGACCCUUAUGGCACAUAUCCGGAUAAAGAAGAUAACCUCUUCACACCAUAUCCAACAGGGGAGGAGAAUGAUGUGGAAUAUGAGGAAGAGACGCGUCGUCGUAAUGAAGAAGAACGUGCACGUGUCGAACAGGAAGAAGAGGAUCGUCGCCUUGCUGAAGAGAGGCGUCAACAAGAAGAAGAAGAGCAACGGCAAGCUGAAGAGAGGCGUCAACAAGAAGAAUACGAGCAACGGCAAGCUGAAUUGGAACGUCGCCGUGCCGAGGAAAGACAGCAAGAAGAAGAGUAUCGACGUGCUGAAGAACAACGCAGACUGGCCGAAGAAGCAGAAGCGCGUCGUCGUUAUGACGAAGCAUAUGAAGCAGAGCAGCGCGCUCGAGAAGACGCAACAGGACGAGACCCCUACGAAGAACCCGAAGAACCCGAAUCGCCAACAGAAGCGCCUGAAGUGUCCGAAACCGACGAGCCGAUACGUAAUCCCAUCUUCGACGAGGGUUCCGGUGAUGAUGAUGGCAUUUCAACCGAUCGUUCGACAGUCUUUACGGCCGCCGGUUGCCGCGGCGAUGCCACAUUUACUUGCCAAAAAUCUGGUUACCGCAUCUGCGACGAACAACGCUGUGACGAACGCGAAGACUGUCCCGACGGUGAGGACGAAAAAGAUUGUGGCUUUAUAUCCGGAGGAUUUGAUGACCAAGAGGGCAAUGUUGGGGGCGGCGAUGAGAAUGUGGCUGGUAAAGGCGAAGAUGAUGGAGGCUAUGAACAUGUGUGUUCCGAUGACGAGUUCAAAUGCGACGGUCAAUGUAUACCGUUGGAGUAUAGGUGCAAUGGCAGGGAGGAGUGCGUUGACGCCACCGACGAGCUGGACUGUCCAGUGUCUAACACCGAAGGCUACAACAAUAACACAUGCCUCGAAAAUAUUGAGUUCGCGUGCCGCAACGGCGAUUGCAUACCAAUCGAGAGCGUUUGUGACGGCGCUGCCGAUUGUAAGCAGCGCGAAGACGAAGACUACAGUUUAUGCAACUGCAGCAGCGAUAAGUGGAAAUGUUUGCGCGGCGGCGGUUGCAUAGCCAAAACUCAAGUCUGCGACGGCAAGCGACAGUGCAAGGACGGCAGCGACGAGAGCAUUUGCCAUUUCGAGCCGGAUCCCGCGCUCAGCGAAUGCGAUAUUUACGAAUUUGAGUGCGACUACUCGCGUUGUAUACCAAUUGAGAAGAAAUGCGACGGUUACCCGGAUUGCGAUGACGAAACUGAUGAAUUACAAUGUCCGCCGUUUACAGAGCAUUGCCACGAAAACGAGUUCGAAUGCGAUGAAAAUUAUUGCAUACUACGCGAUCAACAAUGCAACGGUAUAGUCAAUUGCAAUGAUGGAACCGAUGAGCAAAAUUGCACAUUUUGUCGCGACAAAGCUUUUCUCUGCCUCACCGGCGAAUGCAUUUUGCCACAACAGCGCUGCAACGGUCAUCCCGAUUGCAUCGAUGCCAGCGAUGAACAGAACUGCGAACGAGCAACUGUAACGGCAAAAAUCGAAUGUCCACGACUGAAAUUCCUGUGUAACGGUACCUGCGUCGAUUGGAGUCUGUAUUGCAAUGGCAAAAUUGACUGCGACGAUGAACAAGAUGAAAAAAACUGCGCUGGCACAGAACAUGAAAACGAUUUAAUAGCGUACGUGUCGAAUAAGACCUGCCUUGCCUACCAGUGGCAGUGCGGCAACUACCAGUGUAUAAACAAAGAUUAUCUGUGUGACGGGCGCGUCGAUUGCAUAGACGGAUCGGACGAGUCGCCCAGGCAAUGCAGCAAAAAGGUUGCAACGCGCCACACACCGGAGGACUGCACGGCCGAUCAGCAUUUUUGCGACGACGAAUGUCAUGCGGACUCGAUACGUUGCAACAAUGUUAGAGAGUGCACGGACGGCAGCGACGAGCUAAACUGUACACCAUAUCCGCCCACACGACCACGCCCAUUGCCCAGCUACCCAUGCCCGAUACAUACAUGUCCGAACGGCAAAUGCUACUCGGAGAGUGAACGUUGCGAUGGCUCACGCGACUGUGACGAUGGCGCCGAUGAGGCAAAUUGUUGCGCUGCCAAUCAGUUCCGUUGUCGCAAUGGUGACUGCGUUUCGGGUAACGCCCAGUGCAAUGGCUAUCAGGACUGCCGCGACGGUUCGGACGAGGAGGACUGCGCUGAGCCGCCCUAUGUUGUGCCCUGCUCCGGCUCGCAGUUCCGCUGCAACAAUGGACAGUGCAUAAAUGCGGCGGCGCGCUGUGAUGGCUACACCGAUUGCGCGGACAGCUCCGAUGAGAUUUCGUGCAGAGCUGUAGAUUUUCCAGCCUCAAAUCCAGAAUUGAACUUGAAAACAUACCCCGAUAGCCAGAUCAUCAAAGAAAGAUAUAUUAAGGAGGGUCGCGAGGUUAUCUUCCGUUGCCGUGACGAAGGCCCACUGCGCGCACGCGUCAAAUGGACACGCCCUGGUGGUCGUCCUCUACCGAUCGGCUCACGAGACAAUGGCGAUGGUCGUCUGGAAAUACCCAACAUCCGCGUUGAAGACUCCGGUCAAUAUAUUUGCGAGGCUGCAGGCUAUCCCCGUCAUGUCUCUGGACAACAAGUAACCGUACAUCUGACAGUGGAGAAAUUGAAUCCCGACAACGAACGUCCACCGACAGCUUGCCGUGCCUACCAGGCCACCUGCCGUGACAACCAAUGUAUUGAUAAGUCACAAAUUUGCGACGGUACUCCGCACUGCGCGGACGGUUCCGAUGAGGAGAGUUGCAGUCAUGGUCUUAAAUGCCAGCCCAAUCAGUUUAUGUGCCGCAACUCGCGCUGUAUUGAUCGCAUCUGGCGCUGUGACGGCGAAGACGAUUGCUUCGAUAAUUCAGAUGAGGACAGUUGCGACCCCGAGCCAAGUGGUGCACCAUGUCGCUACGAUGAAUUCCAAUGUCGCAGCGGUCAUUGCAUUCCCAAAAACUUCCAGUGUGACGACACAAAUGAUUGUAAGGAUGGUAGCGAUGAAAUCGGCUGCAUGGCUCCUGCCCCAAUUCGUCCACCGCCUCCAAGUGUACGUUUACAAUCGGGCGAACCCUUGAAUAUUACUUGUGUUGGCACCGGUGUACCAGUACCACUUAUCGUUUGGCGCCUGAACUGGGGUCACGUGCCCGAGAAAUGUGUCACGAAGAACUAUGGCGGCACAGCUACACUAUACUGCCCCAAUAUGGAAUCACAAGACCAAGGCGCCUACUCUUGCGAAAUACUCAACCCGAAAGGACGCAUUUUCGUUACACCUGAUACACAAGUGACAGUCGACACUCUGACAACCGCAGAUGUCUGUCCAGCUGGCUUCUUUAAUAUGCUCGCUCGUCGUCCAGAUGAAUGUAUCGACUGUUUCUGCUUUGGCAUAUCCAAGAUUUGCAAGAGUGCCAAUCUCUUUAACUUUGCCAUUCAACCACCAAUUUCUUCGCACAAGGUCAAGAAUGUAGAAUUGAAUCCGUAUGGUGACAUUAUCAUCAAUGAUGCACCAAUUCCCAAUAUCCUCAGUCGUCAUCAUGGUGUGCAGUUCCGCGUAUCCGAUGUGGGAUAUAACAGUCGUGAACAGCCUUACUUGGCACUGCCUAAUGAGUAUAUGGGCAAUCAGUUGAAAUCUUAUGGUGGCUAUCUGCGCUAUGAAGUCAAUUAUAUGGGCAAUGGACGUGCCAACAAUGCACCCGAUGUUAUAAUCACUGGCAAUGGUCUUACGCUAACACAACGCGUGCACAAUCAACCAGAGCCGAAUGUGAAGAACAAGAUUUCGGUACAAUUUAGUCCUGGUAAUUGGUACAAGACUGAUGGACGUCGUGCAACACGUGGUGAGGUCAUGAUGGUACUCGCUAAUGUGGACAACAUUCUCAUCCGUUUGAGCUACAUUGAUGCUACAGAACGUGAGGUUGAACUUACAAACAUCGUUAUGGACUCGGCUGGUCUUGAUGAUCAAGGCUUAGGCUCAGCUUCGUUGGUCGAGAAAUGUGUCUGCCCACCUGGCUACAUUGGUGACUCUUGCGAGUCGUGUGCUCCUGGUUAUGUGCGUGAGAAAUAUGGUCCCUGGUUGGGCCGCUGCGUACCUUUCGUACCAGAGCCUUGCCAACCAGGUACCUAUGGUGACCCUGCUCGUGGCAUACCAUGCCGUUCUUGCCCAUGUCCACAAACUGGUUCAAGCAACUUUGCCAGCGGUUGCCAAUUGAGUCCCGAUGGCGACGUAACUUGCGACUGUCUCGAAGGAUACACUGGCCGACGCUGUGAGAUCUGUGCUGCUGGUUAUCAAGGCAAUCCGCUGAUUCCUGGCGGCAGUUGCCAUCCAGUUCCAGAGAGCACAUGCAACGCUGAGGGCACUUACUAUCCACAUCCUAACGGCACAUGUGAAUGCAAGCCGUUAGUUAUCGGUCCACGUUGUGACACCUGUGCUCCCGAAUCCUUCCAUUUGAACAGCUUCACAUACACCGGUUGCAUCGAAUGCUUCUGCAGCGGUUUGACAAAGCAAUGUUCCAGCAGCAGCUGGUACCGCGAUCAGAUUUCUUCGAGCUUUGGACGUUCAAGCGCCCCACAUGGUUUCGAGUUGAUUCGCGACUACAAAGCCGCUCAGCCAUCUCAAGUUAAUUUCCAACAAUAUAAUAGCGCUUUGACUUUCAGCCAACAGUUGUCUCCCGACCCACUAUAUUGGAGCCUACCUGCACCAUUCCUUGGUGACAAGAUUACCGCCUAUGGUGGCAAACUAUCGUAUAAUCUCAGCUAUAACCCACUGCCAGGUGGACUUAUGUCCCGCAACACAGCACCCGAUGUUGUCAUCAGCGGUGAGGAUAUAACUAUUAUUCACUACCGCAAAGCCGGUGUGAACCCCAGCCAACCCAGCUCGUACUCCGUGCCGAUCAUUGAAAGCGCCUGGCAACGUCCUGAUGGCCAAGUGGUCAAUCGUGAACACUUGUUGAUGGCACUUUCGAAAAUUGAUGCGAUCUACAUCAAGGCCACCUACACCACCAGCACCAAAGACGGCCAAUUAACGCAAGUUUCACUGGAUAUUGCUACAUCGAAUAAUAUCGGAACACCACGUGCCUACGAAGUGGAAGAAUGUCGCUGCCCAGUUGGCUAUAUAGGACUUUCUUGUGAGCGUUGUGCGCCUGGUUACAAACGUCUCAGCGAAGGAGGACUUUACUUAGGCGUUUGCAUUCCGUGCGAAUGUAAUGGCCACUCAGACCAAUGCGACGCCGAGUCUGGCACAUGUAUCAACUGCGAACACAAUACCGCUGGUGAAUUCUGCGAUCGCUGUGCUCCAGGUUAUGUCGGCAAUGCUUCCGGUGGUACACCAAACGACUGCUCGCCCGAUUAUGAUGAGCCCUACCCACCACCGGCGCCCGAUAAUCAGACAGUUGAAUGUGCCUACUGCAACCGCGACGGUACCGCCUCCUGCAGUGGCUAUUGUGCAUGCAAGCCCAAUGUAAUUGGUACAUACUGUGAUCAGUGUCGCCCGGGCACUUAUGGCCUAUCCGAGCGCAACCCCGAUGGCUGUGAGGAGUGCUAUUGUUCUGGCAAGAGCACAAAGUGCAAUUCAGCUGUAUUAUACCGCCAACUUAUACCUGUCGAUUUCUUCAACUACAAACCGCUGCUCACAGAUGAUGAAGGAAGCAUAGUAGAUGAGGAGAAUCUAAGCUUUGACAUACCUACAAACAUGUUCACCUACAACUACAACUCGUAUACACAAAAGUACUGGAGCAUACGCGGCUCAGUAUUAGGCAAUCAGCUCUACUCAUAUGGCGGACAUCUAUCAUACAGGCUGGAUGUAGAGAGUUACGGCAACAGUGUACCCGGCAGUGAUGUUAUACUCAUUGGUAAUGGCAUGAAAUUGGUUUGGUCAAAACCACGCGAGGAGCAAGAUAAUAGCGAAUACAGUGUACGCUUGCACGAAGACGAAAAUUGGCAACGAAAAGAGUUCGGUCGCUCUGUAAAUGCGGGACGUUUGGACUUCAUGAACGUGCUAUCCAACUUGGAACACAUUCUUAUACGCGCCACACCCAAGAUACCAACAACACGCACAAGCAUACGCGAUGUAACACUGGAGUCGGCCGUCGAGCAUCGCACACCCGAUGCACAACAAGCCAUCGAGGUAGAAGUCUGUGCCUGCCCAGCCGGCUACUCGGGCACCUCCUGCGAAAAGUGCGAACCACUACAUUACAAGGACAACUAUGGCAGCUGCGUCGCCUGUCCUUGCCGUGAAGAUACCACCGACUCCUGUUUCCUGCAGGACAACGAAGUGACUUGCAGAUGCAAGCCGGGUUACUCCGGUCAACAAUGUCAGAUAGAUGAUGGCUACGCACGACCGGAACCACCGAAGCCAGUGUCCACACCGCUGCCAGAUUACCAAACGCAGAUUACCGUAUCGAUUGCACCGCCUGAAAUCACCAUCAUACCGAUCGGUGGCUCACUGACUUUGAGCUGCAGCGGUCGUAUGGCUUGGAAUGGCGUGCCUGUGUUCGUGUCAUGGUUCAAACUGGGCGGUCGUCUGCCGAACAGCGCCGAAGAGGAUGGCGGCGUAUUGCGUUUAUACAAUCUACAAAUAUACGACUCCGGUGUGUAUGUCUGCCGUGCGGUGAAUAACGAGACGAAACGCGUUUUCGAAGAUCAGAUUUCCAUAACCAUUACAGAGGAUUCACAACGCACACCGUCACAGAUCGUCAACCUGCCGCAAGUGGUCACAUUCGAGGAAUACCAGCGCAACGAAAUCUAUUGCGAGGUGAGUGGUAAUCCAACACCAACAGUCACCUGGGCCCGUGUCGAAGGUCAUAUGUCGCUCGAAGCACGCACAGAGGAUACCCGCCUCAUCUUCGAAGCGCCACGCAAAUCUGACGAAGGCCGCUACCGCUGUCGUGCCGCCAACGAGAACGGCGUCGAUGAAAAGUACACACAGGUUUAUGUGCGCAUCGCGCCACCUGUAGCACCACCACCACCACGCGAACUUAUUUACAUCGACCCGCCAUCAUACACCGGCGAGGCGGGACUUUUAGUACGUCUCACCUGCCAGCCGACCACCUCUAUCUCGCUCAUCUAUGAGUGGAACAAAGACGGUUAUCCACUGUAUCGCCAACGUAAUGUCAUUAUCAGCGGAAACACCAUUGAAAUACGUGACUCUACACCACGUGAUUCAGGUCUCUACACUUGCAUCGGCAUUGAUUUGCGCGGUCGACGCAACUACACGAAUGACGCACAAGUAUUGAUCGAAGAUAGCGGCUAUCCAGCGCCGGGACCGUAUCCAGGUCCGGGACCCUAUCCAGGACCACAGCCGGGCACCGUCGAGCCGGUUGUAAAACGCUUGCCCGAACAGAACCGCAUCAUACAAGGACAAGAUUUCUCUAUCACCUGUGAGGCCACCGGUUCGCCCUACCCAAGCAUCAAAUGGACCAAGGUUCACGAGGCACUUGCUGACAAUGUGCAACAAACCGGCAAUGUUCUGCGCAUCAUUAAUGCCCGUCCUGAGAACCGCGGCAUGUACUUGUGUAUCGCUGAGAAUGUUGCGGGCUCUGAUGAAUCAAACACUAUUAUCGACGUUGAACCACGUGAGAGCCCAACCAUAGACGUAUACCCAGCCGGUCCACAAUCAGUUCCUGUUGGCACUGAGGCUAUGCUUUACUGCAGUGGCACUGGUAUUCCCGAUCCUAGUGUACAGUGGCGUCGCGUUGACGGCAAACCCUUGUCGCCGCGCUGCCAGGAAAUCAGCCCCGGAUACAUAAUGAUCCGUGAAAUUCAAUUGGAAGACUCCGGCGAUUACGAAUGUACUGCGCAGAACGAUGUGGGACGUGUGACUGCAUUGCAAAAGGUGAUCGUUACGUCGGCACCCGUAAUCACACUUGAGCCGAACGACGAAUACUUGAGCUUAACUGAAGGUGAUGAACUCAAAGUGACCUGCAGCGCUACUGGUGUACCCAGCCCCAUAGUACAGUGGGUGGAUGAUACCACCGAGUUCAACCGCGGUUUGCCGCCCAGCCCACAACACAACCAAGCCUUCUUAGAGAAGUACCGUGUAGAUCGCAAUGACGCCAAGACAUACAAGUGCAUAGCGAGCAACGAAGCUGGCACCGUUGAGAGCUCUGUGACAGUAGAAGUACGCCCACGUCGCGGCGAUGCGCCACACGAUGGCGAUGUGAUACGUAAUCCUUACCCAAUUUAUCCACGCCCGCCACAGUAUGACCCACCACAGAAUAUUUAUCGCGCCAACAAGGGUGAAGCCGUAAGGCUAACUUGCGAUCUCGGUCCUGAGUUGAUGACACGUUGGCAGCGGGAAGACGGCCGUCCACUGCCACCAAACUCCUACUUGGAUCAAAGCAGCUUGAUCAUUACAGCAGUGGAGGAGCAAAACAGUGGCAAAUAUAUCUGCAAUGCGCUGGACAAUCGCGGCACCAUUGUUUCGUUCGUUAUAGCUGAACUGAUCUUAGUGCCUAUUCCCCAGAUCACCUUCCACCCGAACAUACCAAUUGUGGUAACGGUUAAUGACAACAUCGACGUCUACUGUGAAGUAACAGGCGAAGAGCCCAUCGAAGUGUCUUGGCACACCGACCACAAUCGCCCCUUGACGGACACUGCACGCAUCGAAGGACAGUACCUGCGCUUCAACGGUAUUACGCCAGCUGACGCAGGUCGCUACUACUGCUCGGCUUCCAACCGCUACGGCAACACCACGAAAAUGGCCGAGGUUACCGUUAACCGCCGCGGUCCCUACUUGCCAUCGCCACGUGCACAGACUUACAACAUACGCGAGGGUGACGACGUAACACUAGAUUGUGAUGUGCAGUCCGUUCGCGAAACGUUACGCGGCGAAAUCAGAUACGAAUGGCAUCGCGAAGACGGUCGACCACUGCCACGCAACGCUUUGGUACGCGAUCAACGACUCUAUCUGCGCGGUGUACAGAAGCCGGACGAAGGCCGCUACGUUUGCGAGUCCUAUUCGACGGGCGGCAGUCGCUCAGCACCAUCGUUUGUAGAUCUGAAUAUCAAGCGAGGUUACAGCAUAAGUGAGGUCCCUUGCGUCGUAUUUUAUAUCUGUACAGAUUUCAAAGCACCCAAAGCGCUCGUCUCCAAACCGCCCACGCGCCUCUCCUACGCUUGCCAACCGAACGACUUCAAGUGUGUCUCGCAUCCGCACACCUGCAUCAAAGCGUCAAUGGUGUGUGACGGCAUACACGAUUGCACAGAUCAUUCGGACGAAUUUAACUGUACGCCGCCACAGCCGCCUACCACAUUGUCGACGACACAAACAGCGUCAACGCCAACAGCAACAUCACUGCCAUCGCCAAUGAGUGCGCCACCCACGCACAAACCGCUGGCAACGCAAAAGCAGCCGCAGAAGCCAUCACAGAAGCCGGGCUACAAGCGCUGGAAGAAGCGUCACAGCAACCACAGCAGCCACAAGGAACGGCGCAAUAAUCACACACACAAGCGCAAGCAACGGUUGCGCCUGAAAAAGCGGCGCCAUCUGCUGCCAACGAACGUUUCCCGCUCACUCGCAAUAGCAGCGGCAGUGCCAACACCUCGUUUGCCCAUGUUACCACAAGCAUUACCGGAGCUUUCCAACCCACCUCCACCACAGCAGACCCACCCACGCGAUCGCAGUCUGAAGCUAGAUCAACAGUCGUCGCAAUUGCGCAUCGGCGAGUCGACAGAGGUCGAGUGUUAUUCCUCGGACAGCAGUUACACCGAUGUUGCAUGGGAACGUGCCGAUGGCUCGCCGCUACCACCGAAUAUACAGCAAAUCGGCAAUCGGCUCAUCAUCUCGCAUGUCUCCGCUUCCGAUGCUGGUGACUAUCGCUGCAAGUGCAAGACAGAUGAGGGCGAGCUGUACACCACCAGCUACACGCUUGGUAUCGAGGAGUGGCCGCACGAGUGGAAACGUCCGAAGUUGGUACAUGCUAAUGUCGGCUCAUCUGCCCAGCUGAACUGUGACGCGGAAGUGCCGGGCAUUUAUCGUUGGUCCCGCCAAUACGGUCAAAUGCAAGGUGAUCGCGAUCUGUACAACGAGCGACUGGAAUUACAAGAUGUGCAGGCAAAUGACGCCGGCACCUACAUUUGCACAUCAAGCACACCAGACGGACAGUCCGUCGAUUAUCCCGUCAUACUAGUGGUCACCGGAGCGAUUCCGCGUUUCCACCAAGAACCCGUCAGCUACAUGUCUUUCCCCACUUUGCCCGAAUCAUACAUCAAGUUCAACUUUGACAUUACAUUCCGUCCCGAGCAGCCUAACGGUCUGUUGCUGUUCAACGGCCAGAAGCGUGGUAGCGGCGACUAUAUUUCGCUCUCGCUAAAAGAUCGCUAUCCUGAGUUCCGUUUCGACUUCGACGGCAAACCAAUGGUCAUACGCUCUGAGCGUCCAGUUUCACUCAAUGAAUGGCACACAGUGCGCGUGAAUCGUUUCCGUCGCGAUGGCUAUAUACAGGUUGACGACCAGCACCCAGUCGCUUUCCCCACACUUGCGCAAAUCUCACCAUUAGAUCUCAUCGAAGACUUGUACAUCGGCGGCGUGCCUAACUGGGACAUGCUGCCACAUGAGGCUGUCGAUCAGCAAGUUGGCUUCGUUGGCUGCAUCAGUCGCCUUACUCUUCAAGGAACUAUCGUUGAGUUGAUGAAGGAAGCGAAACUGAAGGAGGGUGUCACCGCCUGCCGUCCAUGCCAGCAAAAUCCUUGCGAGAAUGGCGGCAUCUGCCUGGAGAGUCAAACAGAAGUGGCGUACACUUGCAUCUGCCAACAGGGCUGGACCGGACACAACUGUGGCGUCGAAGGCACGCAAUGCACCCCGGGUAUUUGUGGCAGCGGACGUUGUGAAAACACCGAAACCGGCAUGGAAUGCCUCUGUCCGCUGAACAAGACUGGCGAUCGUUGCCAGUAUAUUGAACAUUUGAAUGAGAACAGCUUGGCGUUCAAGCUUAACAGUUAUGCUGCCUAUCCAACUCCACGCGCCUCCAAACUUAAUGUAAAGUUCAAGGUGAGACCUAAUUCCCUGCAUGACGCAAUCCUACUAUACGCCGCCGAAUCUAAACUGCCCAGCGGCGACUUCAUUGCUGUACUGCUGCGCGACAAACAUGUUGAGCUAAUUAUCAACACCGGCGCGCGUCUGAAUCCUAUACUGGUGCGUUCACAGAAUCCGUUACCGGUUAACAAAUGGACCGAAAUUGAAAUAUCGCGUCGUUUCGGUGAAGGGGUCCUACGCGUUGGCAACGAACCAGAGCAACGAGCCAAGGCAACGAAGUUGGCGCGCAUGUUGUACAUAAAAACUCCGCUAUACGUGGGCGGCUAUGAUCACGAAAACGUCAAACUCAACCGAGACGUGAACAUUACACAAGGCUUCGAUGGCUGCAUCUCGGGCUUGUUCGAGGGUCAACGACAAAUCCACCUGAUUGCCGAUGUUAUCGAUGCAGCCAACAUCCAGAACUGUGGCGAAAUCAACGAGAUCGAUCAGAAUGAGUCCUUCGACAACUUCGAGCAAGAUGCCACAAAACUCCAGCCAGCGACGGGCACAGAGAGCAAAGCACAAAGUGAGAAAAUAGACCAACAAGUAGAUGCCUGCGCCAGCGACCCCUGCGAAAAUGGCGGAAGCUGCAGUGUGCACGACAGUGAAGCCGUUUGUGAUUGUCCAGUUGGCUUCACCGGCAAACACUGUGAAGAACACAUAACUCUCGUCUAUGAUGCCACCUUCCACGGCAACGGUUAUCUGGAGAUAAACCGCGAUUAUUUCAACUCGGACGUCGAUCAAAAAUACUCUUUCGCAGCGAUGGUAUUCUCCACAACCGAUCCCAAUGGCCUGCUGCUCUGGUGGGGCCAAAAGAAGGAUGAGGAAUAUACAGGACAAGACUUCAUGGCGUUAGCCAUAGUUGAUGGCACCGUGGAGUUCUCGUUCCGUCUCAACGGCGAGGAAACCGUCAUACGCAAUCCAGACAAGCGCAUCGACGAUGGCGGCCGCCACAUUGUGUUGAUUAAGCGAACGGACAACACUGCCGUACUAGAGUUGGAUCACCUGUUAGAUGCGGGCGAAACACGUCCGACCGGCAAGGACCAAAUGAGCCUACCCGGACAUGUGUUCAUUGGUGGCACGCCAGACGUAGCCAAAUUCACUGGCGGCCGCUACACCAAGAACUUCAACGGUUGCGUGCGCGUCGUGGAGGGCGAAGCGCGAGGCAUCAUACCAUUGGGCACCGCGGCCAUCAGCGGCCAAAAUGUGGAUACGUGUCCGCAAGCUGACGAUGAACAUCUUGGCACCGAACCACCAGUCGUUUGAGCAUAGCUUUUACAAUUAUAUAUAAUAUACAUAUUUUUUAUAAACACAAUUUGUUCUUAAGUUACAACAACAAAUCACACACACACACACACGAACAAGCAGAUUGUAGAAUUUGAGCGCCAAAAUGCAGUUGGCACGAACAAACACGAGACCACUGCGUGCAUGCGUGCCCACCAAACGGUUUUCUGCGUUUUCUCUAUACUCGUUUUGUAAUAAAUCUUAACUUAAGCGCACCAAUAACUUUAUAACAAAGUUAAUUGUAAUGAAAUAAUGUGUCAUAUAUUUUGCAAUAAUUUCUUAUGCAUAAGUUUAAUAAUUUUUAAAGUGAAGAAGAAGAAGAAGACGAAGAAGAAUAAUGCGAAAUUCCAAACACCAAUAAGUCGACUACACUCAAAAACUGCCCUUUCGGAGAUUCUUUUCAGUAGUAUUUAAAUUAAAAUUAUAGCGAAUGUAAACAAACUCACAACUAAUGUCAGCACAUAACUCGUAACGAAAAUUACCGUUAAUUUUUAGCGUAGGCAAACAAGUUGUCUCCUCGCUUACAAGUUAACCAGUGUGUUGAGAAAGAAUUGCGCUGCCAGCAAAGCCAGUUUUAUUUCGAAUUUAAUGCUCAAAUAAUUUCUUAGUUUGAAUGCGCGCUUGCAGUUAUUGAAGUGGAAGUAAAAACAAUGCCAGUCUAAUAUUAAUGAAUACUAACGCAUUAAAACAUUUCUAUGUAAUAAUUAAUUUUUCUACUUAUAUUUGUAUGUAAAUCGAAAAAAUUAAAGAAAGAAACAAAAAAAAAACAAGAAAAAACGAUAUAAUUAUCAUAAAGUAUGGCAAAUAAUUGUAUAAAGCGUUAAUAAGUCAAUAAAUUAUUAAUAUUAAAAUGUUAAUAUGAAUUAUUAUAAAAAUGA
This is a messenger RNA of Bactrocera oleae (olive fruit fly), 15559 nucleotides long. NCBI's taxonomy places the organism in Eukaryota, Metazoa, Arthropoda, Insecta, Diptera, Tephritidae. The record is from RefSeq and is a predicted model, not a curated record.